UGAAGACCCCUUUCCUCCUCGUUUUGGAAUCCAGUAACCUUUUGCUGUCCGUCCUUACCUUGCGUUUGUGCUCCGUGUGCUUCUUCGCCUUGAGCAGGCUCGACUAUGGGUUGUGAUGAAGACGAUGGGGCCCAUGAAUCAAUAAACAGCAGUCCCUCUCGGACUGUGCAGUCUCGAUCAGAAAAUCAAACAACACCUCUUCCUACCGAGCAAAUCAAUUACUCUGACCGCACCCUGACCGAUGACGCACCUCCGCCGAGCGAGCCUCCGGAUGAUGAGGUGCAAGUGGACAGAAGAGAUCCGAAGAAAAUAAUAUCGUUCAGCUCGAAUGAUCCAGAAAGUCCCUACAAUUGGCCCAGAAGGAAAAAGCUGCUUGUCUUCUUAACGGGAAUCAUCUCUGUCGUUAACAGCACGUUGAGCUCUUCUCUACCGAGCAACGCGAUUGACUUCAUUGCUAAAGACUUCAAUGUGACGGGCGAACUGCAACUGCCCCUGCCUAUCUCUUGUUUCCUCGCAGGUUACGUCGUUGGGCCUACCGUCUGCGGUCCGCUUUCUGAAAACAAUGGCAGAAAGCCAGUCAUUCUUUGGUUUUUUCUGUUCGCUACCGUCUUCAGUAUGGCAUGUGCCGUGGCCCCGAAUUGGCCGGCCUUGUUGAUCUUUCGGUUUCUGUGUGGAGUAGGUUCAUCUGGACCGAUUGCUAUCGUGGGAGGGCUGUAUGCGGAUAUAUAUAAUGAUCCAAGGGAACGGGGGCAAGCAAUGGCCUGGUUCAUGGUUGCUACGACUUUUGGGCCGGUUCUUGCCCCGGCUAUCUCAGGUUUCAUCGCAGAGAAUACUACAUGGCGGUGGGUGUUCGCGGUUGGAACACUAUUCGCUGUUGCAACGAUUCCUCUGAUCUGCAUCAUGCCAGAGAGCUACACGCCAGUCCUACUAAGUCGAAAAGCGAAAAGACUUCGAAAAGAGACGGGCGACCCAGAAAUCAUCGCACGAACUGACCUACAGAAGAAGACCCUUCGACAUGUUCUUACGGUGGUCAUGACUCGUCCAUAUCGAAUGCUGUUCCAGGAAGUUAUUGUGAUGUGCACCUGCGCAUAUCUUGCCCUGGCCUACGGCAUCUUUUAUAUCUAUUUCCAAGCCUACCCGAUCAUCUUCCAAGGCCCUGAUUCAGUCUACAAAUGGUCAUACGGCCUUGCGGGACUCGCCUUCCUGCCCAUUGGUAUCGGCAGUGUUUUUGCGGCUCCAAUAUUUCUCUGGUGGGACUCGUAUCUGGCCAAAGCACAGAAACAGAAAGCAAAAUGGGCCGAGAAAGAGGAAUACCGACGGCUACCCCUGGCCUGCCUUGGUGGUCCGCUAUAUGUGGUAUCGAUGUUCUGGAUAGGCUGGAGCGCGAAGCCUGAGACAUUUUGGCUAGCUCCUGUUGCGUCAGGCAUCACCUUUGGCAUAGCUUUCAUGUUGAUUUUCAUGGCUUUGUUGAAUUAUCUGACCGAUGCAUAUGAGACCUUUGCCGCCAGUGCUCAAGGGAUUGCAAGUACUUGCCGCAGCGCCUUCGGUGUCUUGCUUCCUCUCGCAUCACAUCGCAUGUUCUUGACCUUGGGCAUUGCUUGGGCUUGCAGUGUCUUGGGAUUUUUGAGUAUGGCAAUGUGUGUGAUACCGUUCGCUUUCAUCUGGUACGGAGACAAGAUUCGAGAUAACAGCAAGUUUUGCAAAGAGUUGAAAGAGAUGAAAGCUCGAGAGGGCGAGGAACAAGAGAAGGAGGAGCGCGCGCAGGAGGAUAUGGAGCAUUCUCCAGGCGAGAAUAAUCCAGAAACGAUCUACGACAAGGUAUGAUGAUAUUGACGGGGAGUUCCCAGCUUCCGGGUGAAUUCCAUAAGCGACAUAUAGACGACUGCUUGGUUAAUCAUAGCGCGGAGUUGUCGGGGCUGAGAUAACCGAUAUACA
Exophiala xenobiotica is the source of this 1935-nucleotide messenger RNA. RefSeq lists its product as uncharacterized. The transcript is spliced from 2 exons. Gene Ontology annotation, molecular function: transmembrane transporter activity. Gene Ontology annotation, biological process: transmembrane transport. NCBI's taxonomy places the organism in Eukaryota, Fungi, Ascomycota, Eurotiomycetes, Chaetothyriales, Herpotrichiellaceae. The coding region runs from base 106 to 1824 and encodes 572 amino acids. The record is from RefSeq and is a predicted model, not a curated record.